Micropterus dolomieu (smallmouth bass) is the source of this 754-nucleotide messenger RNA. Its product is annotated as low affinity immunoglobulin gamma Fc region receptor II-a-like. Lineage: Eukaryota; Metazoa; Chordata; Actinopteri; Centrarchiformes; Centrarchidae. The record is from RefSeq and is a predicted model, not a curated record. Gene Ontology annotation, molecular function: transmembrane signaling receptor activity. The transcript has 5 exons. Bases 20 to 592 code for a protein of 190 amino acids. Gene Ontology annotation, biological process: cell surface receptor signaling pathway.
GACGACUAAAUGGAGCGUUAUGAAGAUGACAGAGGACAGAGAGGUGCAUCAAUAUCCGUCCUCCUGCUCCAUCAUUGCAGCCUUCCCUACCACAGAUACCGGACAGUACUGGUGUAAAACUGGACUGGGAGAAACCAGUGACCCUGUCAACAUCACCGUCACUGCUGGCUCUGUGAUCCUGGAGAGUCCAGUCCAUCCUGUGAUGGGGGGAGAAGAUGUGACUCUGAGCUGCAGAAGUAAAAUCACGCCUGAUUACGACCCCUCAGCUGAUUUCUAUAAAGAUGGCCUCCACAUCGGGAUGAGCGCCACAGGAAACUUGACCCUCUACAGUGUUUCCAGGUCUGAUGAAGGGCUCUACAAAUGUAACCGGUCUGAAAUAUCACCAGAGAGCUGGCUGGUUGUCAGAGCGCCGCCUGCAGGCCAGGAUACUCCAGCUUUCCAGCUGCCACUGGUGCGUCACCUGGUGGUGGGAACUCCUUACCUUCUGUCCACCAUCAUACUGGGACUCAUAUACAGAGACAGAGUCAAAGCGCAGCAUGCCAGUAAAGCAAGGCGAAUGUCUAAUGAUGUCAUAAUAGAAAUUGCUGCAUAGACACCAUUGACAUCUAAGAGGGAGGAGCAUCUUCACAUCUGACUCAGCAUAAAGAAGAAAAUAUUCCAGUUUCUGCUGUUUAAUUUCAUUUUUAUGUAUACUGUCAUUCUGUAGACGGUACUUGCAGUUGUCUUUCUGAACAUUAUAUUUAUGUUUGACCUG